Messenger RNA from Morone saxatilis (striped sea-bass), 4598 nucleotides. RefSeq names its product mucin-12-like. Gene Ontology annotation, cellular component: postsynaptic density. Gene Ontology annotation, biological process: inhibitory postsynaptic potential. Bases 463 to 4086 code for a protein of 1207 amino acids. The transcript has 4 exons. The record is from RefSeq and is a predicted model, not a curated record. Lineage: Eukaryota; Metazoa; Chordata; Actinopteri; Moronidae.
GAGAUGAGAGGAGGAGGUAAAAAGGCAAGACAGAGUAGGACAGAGUGUGUUGGAGGGCAGCAUACUGUAGCAUACUGCUGUGUUGUGAUUAUGGAGUGAGCAUGGAGCAGCAGGACCAAAACAAGAGGAGAAGGGGAUACAAUGAGGACACAGCUUGGCUUUAUGCCUGAUCAAUAAAAGGUAGAUUAGUUCAGAAUUUAAGCAUUUGCAGACUGCCUGCAGACUCCUUUGAGUUUGAAUUCUACCAUCCAGGGGAUUUAACAUAUGAAGACAAAGUCACUUUAAACCUUGAAGACCCACGAGGACAUAAAACAGAAAGCGGAAAACUAGCUCCUGACAAUUUGGACUCAAGAAAACAAGACAUCUUGCAGCAGGAUCAAAUAAUCACUCAGACAGAUGUAAUGGUGUGGAAACUCCGCAGCUCUCUUGACCUAUCAGACUUUUGAGUGAGUCAGAAAAGGGAUGGGGAGACGAGCGGCUGACCUGACAACUCCGGUUCCAGUUUUAGGUGUCCCUGCCCUGGUUGGAGUGCGUGGUUGGAGGACAACGGGAGGCGACAGAACCGGAGGAGCCUUGCUGCACACGUGGGGACCUCAGUGCAGCGUUGGUGUUCAGACGUCCCCAGGGAUAAGCAGACCACCUACCCAGCACAGUGUACAACUAACUGAUACACUCUAUACGCCAUCAGAUAACAUUACUCUAACAUCCAACAGCUAUAUUACCAAGGCAACUGAGUACAGGGAGAUAUUCCUGCUUACAAAGAGUGACAAGGAGAAAAGGGCUAUUUUAAAACAGAGAAGUGGAGAAUCCAAGACCAAAAAGGAAGUGACUUUCAAAGCACUUGGAGGUGAGGCCUCUAAGGAUGUGACCUGCAGCCAGAAGAACAGUAGUGGGACUUAUUGCUAUGCCAGGGCAAUCAAGACAAACCCACACUUUAAAGGGAAUGUAACAAAUGUCAGGCCUAAGUUAAAAUCUGCUACUCGCUACACCAACGGUAGCGUGGUUGAUUCAGAGGCGAUCGGCGGAAUUAGCAUUGAUACUGAUGAAGCAGAGCCUGUAAAGAGUGCAACCUCUCGUGGCAGCAGCCAGACCAGACUGCAAGGUCAUUAUGCAGAGCAGUCUGGGAAGACGCUGCUGUUAUCUGCUACACGACCUUUCGGUAUGCCACAAAAAAUAUGCAGCCAUUGCGGCGGGAGACAGUCUGUAACCACCGGAGUUGUCACUUCGGUCCAGAAAAGCGCUACUGCUGACGCCUGCCUUGGAGAGAAACCAUUAAAGUCAGCCUUCACCUCGCUGUCGACUACAGCGCAUUUCGAGAUGCCCCAUAUUGAGAGAAACAUUAAACCAAGCCAUCAAGAAAUUUCUGAGAGCAUCACAAACAGCGACAAAAGGACACACAUUACAGUCAAUCCACAACUGUUAUAUUUCAGCGAAGAACUAAAAUAUCAAAAAACACCCCAUCCAGCAUGCCCAGUGCACUCUAGGGGCAAUUUGGUUACUUUGUCACAGACACAUGCUGAAAGUGAUGCAACAUCCACACAAUCCACAACCAUCCUACAUGCUAAAACCAUCACCGUCACUAAAGCAACUAUUGAAACAAGACAAGACAAUUCCACUACAAAACCUUUCGCAAAACUUUCACAGGAUGGUAAGAUCCCUAGACCUACGAGUCUCAUGUUGACUCCACAGAUGGCCACAGCCACCCAACCAAACAACCCACAUUCACAUACUUACCCUAAGCACCUGAAAAUACCACAACACAACUCUACACCACAUAAUGUGCCUCAAAAUGUAUGUGUAUCUGUACACGCUACACCUGAAAAUACUCUGUCGCCACCUUGUCAUUUGUACACUACAGCUUCUGGACCUGGGAACGCAUCCAUCACCAACACGCACAAAACAACUACCUUUAAUACUACACUGACGCCCACUAAAAGUAUAACUGCUAAAGUUGCCAAUGCUCAACAAGGCACCCGGCGCUCAACGCUUACAGCAAGAGUAAACAUAGCAACGAAUACAACUGGUAGCCCACAAGUGACCCCUAAAUGUCCCACCUUACCACUGGCAGCCAGUGCAUUAAAACGCAUUCAUAAGCCACAAACAACUACAGAGCCUCCAAGUCCCCCAUGUACUUCACCCAAUCAGGAAAAGACGUCCUCAAAGGUCUCCCCAGGUACAGCAUCUUUUAUUGCCACUGUAAUGAACUCAGCUGGUUUGCCCACCUUUGCUAAUACACCACCCACAACUACGCCACAUCCACCUCUCAGCAGUAUUGUCCCACAGAGCACUUUGAAUCGUAACUCUAAUUCAGAUCAAAUUGCCCAUAUCAGCACUAAACAUACAUCUGUGGCUACACAAAUUCACCUAAUUCAACCUGACUACUCAAAUUCUGAACCAACACUUCAUGUUUCUACAGCAACUCUUAAUGCAACAAAACCCCUAUACUCAAGAGCUAGGUUGCUUUCAAAUGCAGCUCCCAGUUCCACAUAUACAGGUAACAGCACUCUAUACAAACAUUUUGCCCUCAGGAACUCCUCCAUCAAUCUGAAAAACUCAACAUCCACAACCACCUCAUCUUUAUCUACAUUGUCAGAAAACCAAAGGAAUGUCUGUGCAUCAGGUACAACUUCACUUCAAUCAGCAGACACUACACAACACAGCAAAGAACUCAGUCGUAAUGAAGCGCACCACACAAAUCAACCUGGUCACACACAAGCAACAGACUGCAGAACUCAAACCAAUAACGAAUCUGGUUUGUGCGGCGUUGUUUCAAAUCAGGAAAACAACUCCAAAACAACUCCAGCUGCUUUAUUUGAGCUGCUAAAUGUGUCAAAAAAUCAUAACAGAGGCAGUGAUGCAAGCAAUCCUAAAUCAACCAUUAUUCCCAACACCGAAUUGCAUACUGAUAAAGACAAACUCAAUGGUAAUCUAAUCAAUGAAUUAGUUGUGUAUGAGUCAAAAGACCGUGAAAAUUCAAAUCUAUCACAGGUCACUAGCCUUCAGAAUUACAUUUCCCUAAUUAAGUCAAGCAGCUCUUGUCUGCAGGGUUGCAUAAACACAGAACAACAAAGACUUGCACAUUAUCAAGGAUACACAGAAACAGAACACGAGGGACACUGUGCUACAUGCCCACCAGUAAAAACAGCCCAGGAGACAAAUUCAAAUACAGAAAACUUUGCCUUGGGAAUAUCAGUCAGGCAUGCAAAUAUUAAGUUUAAAUCCAAUGCAGAUAAACAGGCACAUCCCAACAACCCAACACCCUCUGUCAUAGCACAAACAAACUGUGAACCUAUUAUAUCAUCCCUGAAAAAUGCUAGAGCAAAUGACGCUCCCAUCACAGAAUCCUCAGUCCACCAAAACUCUGAAUUAGAUACUUCACCACAAGCACACACAAGUCCGGAGCUUUCUUUCACUGCACCAGCCCCUUUUAACGGCAAGGGAGAGCUUUGUAUGGACACAGGCCCUGAAUGUAAUUCCAUAUUGCCGUCAUCAACAAUGCACUUGGCAUCCCUUCCCUGCCCCCAGUCCUGCGAGGCAGAGGCAAUCGUCAAGCCGGAUUCAAAGUUUAGCCCUGCUCCCCCUCAGCCGUGCCCAGAGGACACCAGCCUGGCUCACGCCCACCCAGCUGAUGCAGCCCUGUUGCUGCCUCCUUCCCCACAGUGCUGCAAAUCAGCAGCCCUACAACAGAGGCUUGAGACUGUGGAGGCCAACCUGGCAGCCAACAAGGACAGGAUCACUACUCUGCUUAACAUUAUCCAUGACCUGGAGACAUGCCACACUCCCACCAGUGGUUGGCGAUGCUACAAAACCGGACAGGAUCUCAAAAACUGCUCAACCUGCCAGAAGACUGCUUGUAUUGUCUACAGUGUGGAGUAUGACUUCAGGCAGCAGGAAAGACGCUUCUUGGAGGUUCUGAAUCAUUCAGCGAGAGGAAAUAAUGCUUUCACCAUGCACUUAUCCCAGCCCCUCAACUUUAGCCUACUCAGAAAUGUCAUCAUUAAGAACUUAACAAAGUCAAAGGUGAAAAGCAAAAAGCUGUGCAAGACCCUGUUCAAAUGGCUGCCCAGGAAAAUCCAGCAAGUGUAGACCUCUCAACAAUACCUGUGUUCUGUUUAAUAGCCAGAAGCCUGUGUUACAAGUGACCAGCAGAAGCCUUUGCAGAGGACUCUUAUUAUUCCCUCCCUUCCCAUAGAAUGAGAUUACUCUGAAUUAGAGUAGAGUUCCACUCUCCUGCACAUUGUCAAAGCUUAUAAGCAGGAUUUUGUACUCAGUUUUGACCCCGAUCUUUGUGACCUUCAGCUAGUAUCAUCCAUAAGGAAUUAUUUAUUUCACUUUUAAAGUUAAUGUUAUUUUUUUGUCAACAUGCCUGCUUAAAAUGUAUGGCUAACCACAGCCACAGAUUACUUCAUUUUAUUUUACAUAUGAGACUCUGUUCUCCAUGCACUGUUAUGAUUAAUGCACUAUGAGUUCCAGUUGAUGUUACAUUUCCCCUUCAAUAGUCCCCUUGCCUGCUUCUCCUCAAGACUAAAUGUUCAGUAUAUAAUAUGUUUUUGAAUGGAAUCCUUUUGAAAUGCAAAAAUAAAUCAGAGUUUACUGAC